CAUCCAAGUCAUCUUCUGGUGGAUUCCAUGCAUCCUCUUCGUCCUCCUCGACUCCAUCGCACCGUCCUUUUCCUCAAAACACAAAAUCCAGCCCGCGCCCAAGCAGCCCACGUCAAGCGAAAUCUUGCACUCCAUGGUCAUCUGCAUCCGCAACCAGGCCAUCGUCUUCGCCCUCCACGGCGCCCUCCUCUACGCAACUUUCGCAAAGGGCCUGCCCCCCAGCAUCAGAGUCGACGCAAAACUCCCCUCGCUAGAAGAAUUCGUACGAGACCUCUUCUUCAGCGUGCUGUCCCGCGAGGCCCUCUUCUACAGCUCCCACCGGAUCCUCCAUCUGCGCCCGCUGUAUAGACGCUUUCACAAGCAGCACCACAAGUUCACGGCCCCCGUCGCGUUUUCGUCGCAGUAUGCCCACCCGGUGGAGCACAUCUCGGCCAACGUGCUGCCCAUUUUGCUGCCGCCGCUGCUGCUAAAGUCGCAUAUUCUCACCAUGUGGGUGUUUGUGGCCUUUCAGCUCAUCGAGACUUCGACGGUGCAUAGCGGGUAUGAUUUCUUUGGGGGAGCGGCCAAGAAGCAUGACCGGCAUCAUGAGAGGUUUGACGUGUACUUUGGGGGUAUCGGGCUUUUGGAUUAUGUUCUUGGGACUGAUGAACGAGAAGAUAGGAGGAGAGGUAAGAAGGAUUAGAAGCGACAAGUUGAACUUUUAGAUAAUAUUGCCCGUGUUAAAAGUCCAACGACUUAAUCAACGUUGUGAUUUUGCGUUUUUGUGAUCUAAUGCACCACUUUAUGAAUCAUUCAAUUGCCUAAACCUUCGUGGUCUCUGUUGUAAGCUCAUUUCUGUCUGUGUCCCAUCCCAUCCAUAAUCUCGUUGUUCCCAAAUCUAUCGGCCGGCCAAUAUGCAAGGGUAUCCAUCCAAAAACAAAAGGUCUCCGCCCCGACAAGCAAAGAGAGCUGAUAUAAACAAAAGCUAAUGAUUUCAUUCCUAGAAUUCGUAGCUCGUAUUUUCCAUUUUUUUUUUAUAAUGCCAUCCAUGCCGAAGACCGAACAUACGCCGCCGCCGUUUAAGGUUGUUCGGUCAAAACACCGCCCAAUUGAUAUAAGAAAUAGUAAAAUAGUGAAGAAGAAAGAUAAAAAUAAAUAAAUAGAUCGAAGCGAGGCCUCUGUCAAUCUCCAUCCACACGACGUUGGUGAUAGAACCACAUUGGUACAGCAUCUGCAGUAUAUCAAUCCCAAACAAUAUAUGAUAAUAUCCCAGACAAUAAAUAAAAUGAUGUGAAAAAAAGAAAAAUAUGGGAGAGGGCAGGGACUUGGGUAAAAAUUAAUCCGAGAAAAAAAAAAGGAGAAAAGGUAACGGAAAAUGGAAAUAAUAAUGAUAACGUGGUAAAAACAGGUUUUCAGAGCAAACCGCUAGAACUUGAUGCGCCAAAAUGAUACUUGAGCACUCUAUUCGCUUCAGAAAUGCUAAUGUCUUCCACAUCCAUGGCGACUUCUGCCAAGAACUGGGAAGGACUGCCAGGCAAGGGGGCGCACUGAUCGAACAAAAAGUGUUUGGAGUCAAAAGAGUCGUAUUCAAGGUCCUGGAUCUCUGGUGUCGACUCAAGAUAACUCAUAUCCGUUGGGGACUGAAGGGCAGAGAGAUAAUGAGGCACGG
Molecule: messenger RNA, 1648 nt
Organism: Trichoderma atroviride IMI 206040
Lineage: Eukaryota; Fungi; Ascomycota; Sordariomycetes; Hypocreales; Hypocreaceae
Biological process (GO): sterol biosynthetic process
Cellular component (GO): endoplasmic reticulum membrane
Molecular function (GO): C-4 methylsterol oxidase activity; iron ion binding
Source: RefSeq, a predicted model, not a curated record